AUGGCCAGAACUUACCACAAAUCAAGAAUGGAAAGCAUUUCAUUAUUUUCGACAUCGACAGCCCUAGAAGGGCUAGAGCUCUUCAACCCGCUUCCCGAUCCAUUGGAUGGGGAAAGCGAUUUUCUACAUGAAUAUAACGAUGACGUGUACAGUUGUAUAGAAGAAAGGAAAGCACCGCUCUCGAACUUGUUGGCGGAAGAUCUGCUACAAGAGCUUAAUUUCGAAGGUUUGUAUUAUUAUUUUCUCGUUUUGGGGCAAUGUAUUUUUAACCGUAGGGUUUUUAUUUUAAGAUCGCAGCUUCUCUCGCGGGUAAUAUUUUUGCGUUUUGCGAGGAAUGUGAAUGAUUGUGAGAAAUUUUCCUUGCGAAAGAAACGUGAUAGCUUGUAUUUUUCGAUAUCCGCACGAAACAUAUCCGUAAUUCAGCGGGAACAGUGUUCAAAGUUUUCAUUUUCCAUUCUUUUGUCUUUUGGUCAAAUGCACCGAAUAUCAUCUGUUGUCAUGGCAACACGUUCUCGUGACGUAUUCGUUAAGCGUAUUGUGGAAAAUUCAACAUUACAUCAGCUUCUACAGAAUUUUGCAUCAUCUUGUUGCAUCAGUUGGGUUAUCUAAAUCCCACUGGUUGUUCUUGCCAAAGUUUUCUUAGGCUUUGGAAACCCACAACCUUGAACAUGGCCUUGAAUAUACAGAGGUUAAAAGUUAAUGUUUCAUUCCUGAAAUCAAGUGAUUUCUUCUUGAAUUUCAGAUGGCGGUGGUCUGUUAGAUUGUGAGUGGAUGACAGAAAGACUGGAAUUCAACAACUUUGAACCAGUGCUUGAGGAACACACCAACUCGUUUAUCGACAUGGGUGAAGUUGGUGUGUCAACUAUAGAUGAAGCUCCUCAAACUGGGGAACCAUCCUUAAAGUGUGAGCCGGUGAACUUUACUUUCAUGGAAACUGAAAGUGAAAGUCCAGAGAAAAGUGAGCCCUUGAACAUCCCUCUCCUGGAAACUGAAGAAGAAAGUCCAGUUAUGAUAGAGGCCAAUAUUUUUGCUAACGUGGAUGAAAUUCUCAGGAGGCUCUGUGCUGAUAAAAACAUUCCAUUCAGUGAAGGAAUUUCAGAUGUCCCCUCUUCACCAUUGCAGAAUGUUCCAGAGGUUGAGCUUCAUUCUCCCUGCAGUGUCGCGUCCCCUGGAUCAGCUGUAAGUAGUGAGGAAAUACCACUAGCCUGUUCAGAUACAGAAUUGGGCAGCUCAAAUCCUCCAUCUCCUGGAGUUGAAGCAAGCCCCAUCAAGAAAAACCCACCAUUAAUUUUUCAUCCAGUGAGGACUCUCCCGAGGGCAGCGUAUGUUGCACCAUAUCCUCAGGAAAAACCCGUGAAGGAAAAAACGCCUCAGCAGAGAAAAAGAAAACGGGAGCAGAAUAAAGAUGCUGCUACACGGUACCGAAUCAAGAAACGUGAAGAGCAGGAGGCCGUUCAGAGUGAACUUAGUGGAUUAGAAAAAGAAAAUGUUGACCUGAAAGAUCAGGUGUCUUCAUUGUCAAAGGAAAUUGAAUACUUGAAAAACCUGAUGCUUGAAGUGUAUAAAACCAAGCUUCAGAAACAAUCUUUGACAGCUGUUAAAAGUUGA
This is a messenger RNA of Porites evermanni, 1608 nucleotides long. The record is from the annotation of a GenBank genome assembly. NCBI's taxonomy places the organism in Eukaryota, Metazoa, Cnidaria, Anthozoa, Scleractinia, Poritidae.